This is a messenger RNA of Macrobrachium nipponense, 2993 nucleotides long. RefSeq names its product glutamyl aminopeptidase-like. Gene Ontology annotation, cellular component: cytoplasm. Gene Ontology annotation, molecular function: zinc ion binding; peptide binding; metalloaminopeptidase activity. Bases 63 to 2732 code for a protein of 889 amino acids. The transcript is spliced from 20 exons. Gene Ontology annotation, biological process: proteolysis; peptide catabolic process. NCBI's taxonomy places the organism in Eukaryota, Metazoa, Arthropoda, Malacostraca, Decapoda, Palaemonidae. The record is from RefSeq and is a predicted model, not a curated record.
CUUUAUUCGUUCCUGCCGAAUUCCUUAGCCAUCCUGGGUGAGUGUACCGAUCCUAAGAAACCAUGCCAGAGAAUGCAAGAAAGAAGCUGAGAGCAUCUUCAGAUGCACCUUGGGAGGAUGAUUUCCGCUUGCCAUCAAGUGUUCGCCCCAGCCACUAUGAUCUCUAUCUGCAUCCUGAUCUCAGUUCAAAGAUGUUUACGGGUUCUUUGACAAUUACUCUUGAUUCGUUGGAGAGUCGGGACUCCUUUCUUCUCCACACGAAGUGGCUGAGAAUUUAUGAUACAAAGAUCUCAAGAGUUGAAAGUGGACACAAUCAGGAGGUAGAAAUUAUCGAGGAGUUUGAAUACGAGCCAAAUGAAUUCUGGGUGAUGAAGGUGCCACUGCAGGAAGCAGGGGUAUUCCAGAUUUCCAUGAAGUUCUCUGGAUCUCUUACCAGAGCUAUUCUGGGAUUUUAUUACUCAGAGUAUACGGAUGUCUCGGGGAUCAAGAGGGGUUUGGCAACAACAAAAUUUGAGCCAACAUACGCACGCCGAGCCUUCCCAUGUUUUGAUGAGCCAAGCUUUAAGUCGACUUAUUCAGUAACUGUUGUUAGACCAUCAGAGAGAUAUAUAGCCCUCUCCAACAUGCCUGUGAAGGUAGAGAAAAAGGACACUCCCUCUCCAGAUUUGACAGAAGUCACUUUCAAGAAAUCUGUUCCAAUGGUCACGUACCUCGUGUGUUUCAUUGUGUGCGAUUUUACAUACAAGGAGGUACUCAUGAAAAGCGGAAUGCCUUUCCGAGUAUAUGCUCCAGAGGGCAGAGUUAAAUACACGCAAUUUGCUCUUGAAACUGGUGUAAGCAUUUUGCAAAUGUACGAAGAGAUGUUUGACUUACCUUUUCCACUACCAAAGAGCGAUAUGGCUGCCAUUCCUGAUUAUUCCUCAGGGGCGACUGAGCACUGGGGCAUCAUUACGUACCGAGAAACAAACAUCUUUUUCAAUGAGAACCUAAGCUCGGCUGCCAACAAACAACGCGUUGCCUCUGUUGUUGCCCAUGAAUUGGCUCACCAGUGGUUUGGGAAUCUGGUGACUCUUGACUGGUGGAAUGAUCUGUGGCUAAAUGAAGGCUUUGCGAGUUACGUGGAAUUUAAAGGUGUUAACCACGUUUUUCCAGAUUGGCAAAUGGAUGCCCAGUUCCAAUGCAAGACUUUGCCCUCAGUGAUGGACAUCGAUGCCAGCCUCAGCUCGCAUCCCAUCGUGCAGACUGUCGGAAACAACGACCAGAUUAAUGCGAUGUUCGAUGCAAUAUCUUAUCAGAAGGGGUCUUCAGUUCUUCGGAUGCUGGAGGAUUUCAUGGGAGAAAAAUCUUUUCAAAAAGGCAUCAAUGCAUUCCUCAAGAAAUUUGAAUAUGGCAACUCUGUAACCAAGGAUCUAUGGAUGGAACUUACUUUAGCGUGGGACAGUCAGGAGAAGAGGUCUGUUGGAGACAUCAUGGAUACUUGGACUCGACAGAUGGGCUACCCAGUUGUCUCUGUGUCUCAGUCAGCUCCAGAUUCCUUCAGUCUGAAGCAGAGCCGCUUUCUCCAGGAUCCACAGGCUGUAUUCAACCCUACAGAAUCUGACUACGGCUACAAGUGGGACAUUCCAAUAAGCUACAUUACGUCUUCAUCGAAAACCACUGAGAGAAGUUGGCUCUACAGAGACAUGGAUACUUUGGUGCUCAAGACAGAUUCCCUUGUAUCUUGGAUAAAGGUUAAUCUCAAGCAGAAAGGAUUUUACAGAGUGAAUUAUGAGCCUGCGAUGUGGCGCCAACUAGAACAGCUUUGUACAAACAAGGUACUGGACCCAUCGGAACGAGCCAGCCUGUUGAGUGAUGCUCUUGCCCUGGCUGAUGCAGCUCUUUUGGGUUAUGAUGUGGCCUUAGACAUGACGCGCACCCUUGCCUCUGAGAGGGCGUACGUUCCCUGGGAUACAGCAGCAGGACAUCUUGUUGUCAUGACAAAGCUUCUGAUCGGGACUGAUGCUAGUGCAGCAUUCAAUAACUAUAUGUCGAACCUUGCUGGGUCAGUUUACAAAGAACUUGGGUGGGAAGAUUCUGGAGAGCAUUUAAAGAAGUUGUUACGAAUUAACAUUGUCAGUGUGGCCUGUGCUAGUGGGAAUGGAGACUGCCUCAAGGAAGCUGCUCGUCUGCUGAAGUCUUGGAUCAAGGAUGCAGAAUUUCCCCUUCCUUUGGGCACUAGAAGACAGAUUUACCGUUGGGGAAUUGUUGAAGGCUCUCAGGAAUGCUGGGACGUUAUGUGGCAGCGGUCUGUUGAUGAACAGAAUGCUACAGAAUUAGACAACCUUUAUUUUGGAAUGGCAAAUGCACAGAAUGCAGAAACCCUUAAAAAAUUUAUUGAACUCGCAAAAGAUGAGAAGAAUGUUCGGAGCCAGAAUUUCUUGAACAUUCUGCAGUAUAUCUCUUCAAAUCCCAUAGGUUGUAACUUAGUAUGGGAUUGGGUUAGGGAGAACUGGCUCUGGCUUGUAGCUCGUUACACUCUGAACGACCGUUAUCUGGGUCAGAUGGUACGAAGCAUCAGCAGAUAUUUCACUACAAAAGAGAAACUGAAAGGGAUGAAAGAAUUCUUUGUCAAGCAUCCCGAAGCUGGAGCUGGAGAGUUGUAUCGCAAACAGGCUUUGGAGACUGUAGAGUUCAAUAUAAAUUGGCUCGAGAGAAAUGCACAAACCAUUCUUCAGUGGUUAAAGUCACAGUGAGGAGAUAUUAUUUUUAAAGCAGAUACAAAUGAUUUGUGUUCAGCAUUUUGGGUAAUAAAUUAAGAUGAAUUUUGAAUUUGUACAAUUGAUUAAUAGACUCCUGUGGAGUCUUUUUUACGGUGAAUUUAUAUUUUCACUCUGGGAAAAUGAAACUGCUCAUCUUCAAGUGCUGGAUUUUAUAGAUUGUGACGACAGCACAGAUGUGUGUAAAUGUGAUUGUUAUGUGACUUGCCAAAAUAAAUGAAUGACACAAAUUCUUAA